UCCAGUAAGUGCAACUCUUAGAAUUCUUCAAAUCAGAGGAUCUGGCCCUGAAAAGUGCCCAAAGUUCCUCCUGCCAUGGGAUUGUUCAAUGUCACUCACCCUGCUUUCUUCCUCCUGACCAGUAUCCCUGGUCUGGAGAGCUCUCACUCCUGGCUGGCAGGGCCCCUCUGUGUGAUGUAUGCUGUGGCUCUUGGUGGAAACACAGUGAUCCUGCAGGCUGUGUGGGUGGAGCCCAGACUCCAUGAGCCCAUGUACUACUUCCUGUCCAUGUUGUCCUUCAGUGAUGUGGCCAUGUCCAUGGCUACACUGCCCACUGUACUCAGAACCUUCUGCCUUGAUGCCCGAAAUAUUGCUUUUGAUGCCUGCCUAAUCCAGAUGUUUCUAAUUCAUUCCUUCUCCAUGAUGGAGUCAGGUAUUCUGCUAGCCAUGAGUUUUGACCGCUAUGUGGCCAUUUGUGAUCCCUUGCGCUAUGCCACUGUGCUCACCAAUGAAGUCAUUGCUGGGAUAAGUUUAGCUGUGACUGCCCGGAGCUUCAUCACCCUCUUCCCUCUUCCCUUCCUUAUCAAGAGGCUGCCUAUCUGCAAGUCCAAUGUUCUUUCUCACUCCUACUGCCUACACCCAGACAUGAUGAAGCUUGCUUGCUCAGAAAUUACUAUCAACAGCAUCUAUGGACUCUUUGUUCUUGUAUCCACCUUUGGCAUGGACCUGUUUUUUAUCUUUCUCUCCUAUGUGCUGAUUCUGCGUGCCGUCAUGACCAUUACUUCCCAUGAGGGACGCCUCAAAGCUCUCAACACAUGUGUGUCACAUAUCCUGGCUGUACUUGCAUUUUACAUGCCAAUGAUUGGGGUCUCCACGGUGCACCGUUUUGGGAAGCAUGCCCCACACUAUAUACAUGUCCUCAUGUCAAAUGUCUACCUCUUUGUGCCUCCUGUGCUCAACCCUUUCAUUUAUAGUGCCAAGACAAAGGAGAUCCGCCAAGCCAUUGUCCGCAUGCUUCACCGCCUCAAAAUAUGACUUUCACAUUUGAUUUUACAAUCUGUUUAUUGUCGCCAUAGGCUC
Messenger RNA from Propithecus coquereli (Coquerel's sifaka), 1059 nucleotides. Its product is annotated as olfactory receptor 51I2. Gene Ontology annotation, cellular component: membrane. Gene Ontology annotation, molecular function: G protein-coupled receptor activity; olfactory receptor activity. Bases 76 to 1014 code for a protein of 312 amino acids. The transcript has a single exon. The record is from RefSeq and is a predicted model, not a curated record. Gene Ontology annotation, biological process: G protein-coupled receptor signaling pathway. Lineage: Eukaryota; Metazoa; Chordata; Mammalia; Primates; Indriidae.